Molecule: messenger RNA, 2229 nt
Organism: Peronospora belbahrii
Lineage: Eukaryota; Oomycota; Peronosporomycetes; Peronosporales; Peronosporaceae
Source: the annotation of a GenBank genome assembly
AUGACAAACAACGUGAUAAAGACAAUAUCAUCACGUACCUUAACAUGUCAAUUACGUACCAGUUUAUUAUCUCUAAAACAAGAUAUUGCCACUUCCUUUCGCUUAUGUAGUCGUGAUUUUACUUGUCUAGGAACUGAGCUCGUAGCUGCUCUAGAACGCAGUCGACAACGUCAAGAGACGUCAGUGAAUGCGUUAGCUCAUGAACGUUCACUUCGUGGUCAAUUAGAAACACAAGUAACGGAACUACAGGGUCAUAUACGUGUGCUAUGUCGUGUACGACCAUUGCCAGUGGCUUUGCGAACUGCCAGUGGUGAAGCGACGGAUGUCACAAGUCCCAGUCACUGUCAGAAGCGUGUACAAGUGGAUUCAAUCCAGAAAUUAAGUGUCUAUUCACCUGUAGAUGGGGCAUUAUAUAAAAGCUUUUCAUUCUCUCGUGUCUUUCAUGAACAACAUUCCCAAUUGACAGUAUUUCAAGAAGUGGCACCACUUGUUCACUUGGCUCUAGCAGGUCAUCACGCUUGUGUGUUUGCCUAUGGACAGACGGGAGCCGGAAAAACAUAUACAAUGCAAGGAUCAGACCAUGACAAGGGACUUUAUUACAGAGCAGCUCAAGUUAUUUACCAUACAGUCGAACAGCAACAAGACGUUUAUGAUUUUCAAGUACAGAUUCAGAUGGUGGAGAUUUAUAAUGAAGAGAUAUACGACCUCUUGGGUCAACCAAGUAGUAGCAACAACGCUACUAGUACUAGUACUAGUACGACGACGACAAAUACUGCUACUACUAUCACAGGUUCAGGAGACAGAGGAUCACCUAGUGGCUGCCAUGUUAAUACUACGAGCAUUUGCGGCAACUUGGCCAGCAACAUGACGACAUCGACGGUGGAGAUCCGACAUGGAGAAAAUGGAGUCUACUUGAAGAAUGUCCAGUCACUUGAUGUACCAAGUGCCAAGGAACUUCAUGACGCUAUUGCUCGAAGUAAAAGUAGUCGCAUGGCGACUAAGAAUGACCGUAGUCAUCGCUCCCACACAGUGCUAAUGAUCAACAUUCGACGAACGAGCAAGGCAAAUGGAGAGACAGAUACAGGCAGAUUAGUGCUUGUGGAUCUAGCAGGCUCGGAAAGGCUAUCAAAGACGGCAGAUACGCCUGCGCUCACCGUGCGCGAAUCGCAGUACAUUAACAAAUCGCUGGCAGCAAUCAAUGACGUAUUGUCAGCAUUGCUUGCGAAGGAAAAACAUAUUCCAUUCCGGAACUCGAAGCUUACACAUUUGUUGCAGGAUUCGUUGAGUGGUUGUGCCAAUCGCACGCUUCUACUCGUACACGUGAGUCCGAAAAGCGCAGAUGUGAACGAAACUAUCAACUCCCUCAAGUUUGCGUCGCGUGUCAGUCAUAUUCAGAUGGGAAAGUCGCAACGUACAGAGCGCGCUGAAAUUACACGACUGAAUGGGGUGGUUGCCAAUCAAGUUUCCCAGAUUCAGGCUCUCCAAGAAAAAUUAACUGCAGAGCUAGAGCUACGAAAGAAGUACGAGAAACGACUGGCAGAGUAUCGUCAGGAGGGACAUCGUCGCAGGUCCAAGGGGGAUGAGGCUAGGAGGAUUUUACAACAGAUGCGGACCCCAUCACCGCCACAAUUGCCGCCCCCGGUCUCUGCGCGAAGGUGGAGUCUAUACACUCGAAAGGCUAAUGAUCAGGGGCUGAAUGGUAUCGAGAACGUUGCGGAAAAUAUUUUGCGUGGCAACGAAUCAUCGCCGGAGACAGCAGAGGUCAAGACGACACGUCUUGGCAAGCCAAGUGGAAUCUCUCCCCCGACGAAUUUCUCGCGGCGGCUAAGCUUGUCGGCCUUAGAUCAAAAGGUUGGGGCUCCUGUGAAAACUCAGAAACGGAAGAGACCAUCAGCAGCGGAAAAAGUUCGCAGUAUUUUGAAAAGGAAAAGGCAGCGUGGCACCGAAGACAAUGUCAUGGAGAAUAGGGUGAAUGGUUCAGGUGGUGACAACACCACAAUGACGUUAAAGCAAGUCUCAUUUGAUUUGUCUGGAGCAGUCAUUGGAUCGUCGUCUUCUUCAUCCUUGCCCUCUCGUGAGCUCAACACAGCUAGUGUGUCUCGGGUUCCUGUUGGAGGAGCGGUGCGGGUUCUUGCGGCAGCCCGGACUGCCUCGAUGACGUUGCCAACGAGGAGGGUUGCAUCAACUCCUGCAAAACGUGCCAAGUCAAAGUCGAUCGGAUGGCGGUAG